This is a messenger RNA of Theileria annulata, 1122 nucleotides long. RefSeq lists its product as uncharacterized. The transcript is spliced from 9 exons. The record is from RefSeq and is a predicted model, not a curated record. The coding region runs from base 1 to 1122 and encodes 373 amino acids. NCBI's taxonomy places the organism in Eukaryota, Apicomplexa, Aconoidasida, Piroplasmida, Theileriidae.
AUGUCCUUUGAAUCAUACACACCUGAAGAGAAAGUUAACUGGUCAAAUUCAUGUCAAGCAAAAUGGCCUUGUAAAAAUGAAAAUAAAGAACAGGAAUGUGCUGAUUCUGAUAGAAAUUAUAACCAAACAUGCCCACUAUCAUUUGUUAAAGAGGUAAUCAUCUUCAUUUCUCUUACCAGAUGCAGAAAUCUAAGGAUUCAGACAACUAUAUAUGUGUUCCAGCAAUCGUGUGGAACUCAAUGGCCGUGCAUAAGAAAUUGUUCAUUUGUGUUUGAAGAUUGUCCUCUGGACUGGAUUAAGGAUUCCAACGGAUCUUGUUCUGCUCCAACUUCUUACAAAGGAUCUUGUGAUAAGAAGUUUUACUUCACACAUUAUACUCAGAAAAUGAAAUUGGAGUAUCUAAAGGCCUGUGACAUCGCAUUUGAGUGUUCUAACGACUGUAAAAGAGAUUAUACAAAAUGUCCAAAUAAUUGGACCAAUAAUCGCAAUGGCAUAUGUAUAAGUCCAACAUACAAUGAAUUAUGCUUUCAAACUUAUUCUGAAUUAAUUGGAUUAAAUACCACUGACUCCACCAACAAAUUUAAUAAAAUUUUAGAAGAUGAGAGAAAGAAUAAACCCGAGUACAGGAUUAUAGACCUGAAUCGGUUAAGUUAUGAGAAUAAAGUAAUGUUUGAGUCGAAAUGUCCAAUUGCUAACUUCCCUUGUAUAGAAAACAGUGAUUAUGAUUGGGAUAAACCUUGUCCACAACGUUUCUAUUAUCUCCAUAUUACCGAGUUAUAUACCCCUCAGGGAGUAAUUAACUGGAAUUAUAUAAACAACCAUUGUGUACCAUUGUAUAUAAAUGAGGACGACGACUGUAGGACUAAAAAGGUAUUUAAAUCUGAGGAGGAGAAAAGGAAGUGGUCCUCCUUUUGUCAAAUUCCUUGGCCCAAGUUUGGUGAAUCUGAGACCAUUGUUACUGAGAGUAAAAAGAAAUUCAUGCUCAGUGGUCCAGUUAUUCAUGAGAGUGGAGCUGUCAAUGUUAGUUCAAGUGUCAAAAACAAGACUAAUGACCAAUUAAAGGAAUCAGAUUAUUCUAAAAGUAUCAAAAAACUUAAUAGACUACAAGUCACAUUAACUUGA